UCAUCCUUCUGUAACAUAUGAUGAAGGUCAAAGAGGUUUGUAACCUUUGUUGUCUCCGUUUCUCUUGAAAAUAGCGAUUUUAUCGUGGUUAGUCCACCAAUUUAGGAAGUAUUAUGAAGUUAUACUAAAUAAAUUAAAAAAAAAAUUAAAACGAUGCUCAUGAACCAUGAAAUAGAGUUAGUAUACAUUAAUAAAAAUGAAGAAUGUGUUUAGAAAUUUUAAAAAUCACUAAAUAUCAUAGGUUUCAGAAUAUAGAGAAUUUACCGAAAAAUUAACCCAUAGAUUUUGAAAAAAAAUUCAAAAAUAUAAAAAUAUUAUUUUAAUGCAUUGUUUUAUCCUUCUGUAACAUAUAAUGAAGAUGAAAGAGGUUUGGAACAUUUGUUGUCUCUGUUUCUCUAGAGAAUAGCGAUUAUCGUGGUUAUUCCACCAAUUCAAGAAGUAUUAUGAAGUUUUACUAAAUUAAUUGACAAAAAAUUAAAACGAUGCUCAUGAACCAUGAAAUAGAGUUUAAUAUACAUUAAUAAAAAUGAAGAAUGUGUUUAGAAAUUUUAAAACAACACUAAAUAAUGUGGUUGCACAUAUGAAACAAUUAGAUAGUUGGAACCAUUAUUAUUUUUGUUAAUUAAUGUUAAAAAAACUGUCCGUUUGAAGACUGAUAUAAAUUGGCGGGAGACCACACAAAAUAAAAAACUAAGGGUUUAAAGUGGCCAUGAGCAUCGCCACCGUCUCAUCACCAUCCAAACUUCAUCAAAUCAAAACCCUAAUCUCCGUCGCAUCCUCCGUCAACCACCUGAAACAGAUCCACGCGUCUCUCAUCCACCACGAUCACCACCAUGACACUUACCUCGUUAACCUCCUCCUCAAGCGAACUCUCUUCUUCCGCGAGAACCACUACUCCUCCCUCCUCUUCUCCCACACACAGUUCCCAAACAUCUUCCUCUACAACACUCUCAUCAACGGCUUCGUCAACAACAACCUCUUCCGCGAAACGCUCGACCUCUUCCUCUCCGUCCGCAAACACGGCCUCUCUCUCUACGGUUUCACUUUCCCUUUCGUCCUCAAGGCGUGCAUUAGAUCCCAGAAUCUAACGCUCGGGAUUGAGCUCCAUCCUCUUGUUGUCAAAUGCGGGUUUAAUGGCGAUGCCGGCGCUAUGACGAGUUUGCUCUCUCUGUACUCUGGCUCCGGGCGGGUUGACGAUGCUCGUAAGAUGUUCGAUGAAAUGCCUGAGAGAACGAUUGUUUCUUGGACGGCUUUUUUUAGUGGGUGUAUUGCUUCAGGGAAGCAUGGGGAUGCGAUUGGUUUGUUUAAGAAGAUGGUGGAGAGUGGUGUGAGGCCGGAUAGCUACUCCGUUGUUCGGGUUUUAUCUGCUUGUGUUCAGGUAGGGGAUCUCGAUAGCGCGGAGUGGAUUGCUAAUCUAGUUGAAGAGACUGAGAUGCAGAAGAACUCAUAUGUGAACACUACACUGGUUAAUCUCUACGCGAAGCGUGGGAAGAUGGAGAAAGCUCGCUCUGUUUUCGACUCGAUGGGGGAGAAGGAUAUAGUUACUUGGAGCACUAUGAUACAAGGGUAUGCGUCGAAUAGUCUCCCGAAGGAAGGUGUAGAGUUGUUCCACCGGAUGAUGAGGGAAGAUCUGAAACCGGAUCAGUAUUCGAUCGUCGGGUUUCUUUCUUCUUGUGCAAGCUUAGGAGCGCUUGAUUUAGGCGAGUGGGGAAGUAAUUUGAUAGAUAGGGAUGAGUUUUUGACUAAUCUUGUUAUGGGCAAUGCGUUGAUCGACAUGUAUGCGAAAUGCGGGGAUAUGGCUCGAGGCUUUCAAGUGUUUAAAGAUAUGAAGGAGAAGGAUAGAGUUAUUAUGAACACUGCGAUUACUGGUCUGGCCAAGAAUGGCCAUGUCAAGAUGUCCUUUGCGGUUUUCGGACAAACAGAGAAGCUAGGUAUCUCACCUGAUGGGUACACAUUCCUUGGAUUGCUAUGUGGGUGUGUUCACGCAGGGCUAAUCCAAGACGGGCUUCGGAUUUUCAACUCCAUAAGCUCUGUUUACUCGUUGAAACGCACGGUUGAGCACUAUGGUUGCAUGGUAGAUCUUUGGGGCAGAGCAGGACAGUUAAGUGACGCGUACCGGUUGAUCUGCGAUAUGCCAAUGAAGCCAAACGCGAUAAUAUGGGGAGCGUUGCUAACCGGAUGCAGACUGGUCAAAGAAACUCGGUUAGCUGAACGUGUUCUGAAAGAACUCAUCGCUCUGGAGCCGUGGAAUGCAGGAAACUACGUUCAGUUAUCCAAUAUAUACUCGGUUAAUGGUAGAUGGGACGAAGCGGCUGAAGUGAGAGAGGAGAUGAACAAGAAAGGUAUGAAGAAGCUCCCUGGAUGGAGUUGGAUCGAAUUGGAAGGGACGGUGCACGAGUUUCUGGCUGAUGAUAAGUCUCAUCCUCUGAGCGAUAAGAUAUAUGCGAAGCUAGAGGAUUUGGGUAAUGAAAUGAGGCUUAUGGGUUUUGUGCCAACGACAGAAUGUGUUAUGUUCGACGUCGAAGAAGAAGAAAAGGAGACGGUGUUGGGGUAUCACAGCGAGAAGCUUGCGGUUGCGUUGGGGUUGAUCAGUACGGGUCAUGGCGAAGUGAUUCGAGUGGUGAAGAAUCUAAGAGUAUGCGGAGAUUGUCAUGAAGUGAUGAAGUUGAUAUCGAAGAUCACAAGAAGAGAGAUUGUUGUUAGAGAUAAUAAUAGGUUUCAUUGUUUUACAAACGGCACUUGUUCUUGCAAUGACUACUGGUGAGCUCACUUAUGUUAAACACGGGAUUAUUAUUGCAUUUCUCGUUUGGUAUGUUUUGUAAGUUUGACAUUUUUUGAAAAAUAGAGAAGACUAC
Messenger RNA from Brassica rapa (field mustard), 2855 nucleotides. Its product is annotated as putative pentatricopeptide repeat-containing protein At3g08820. The record is from RefSeq and is a predicted model, not a curated record. Lineage: Eukaryota; Viridiplantae; Streptophyta; Magnoliopsida; Brassicales; Brassicaceae. Gene Ontology annotation, molecular function: RNA binding; zinc ion binding; protein binding. Gene Ontology annotation, biological process: RNA modification.